GAGAUCAGCAGAACUGAAGCACAUUAGCUUUGCGUCCAUGUAGCAAUCAAAAACCUAACCCACCGGCUUGUAUCUCAUCUCCACGACCAACACCACUGGGUCGAGGCGACGAUGGACCUCGUCGUUGGCGCCUCCAACGAUGCCGUGAAAUCGCUGGUGAGCAAGCUCGGGAGCCUCCUGGCUCAGGAGUACACCCUGAUCGGAGGCGUCAGCGACGACAUCCAGUACAUCAACGACGAGCUGGCCAGCAUGCAGGCCUUCCUCAACAGGCUCAAGCAGGAGGCCAAGCACGACGAGCAGCGUCAGGACUGGAUGAAGCAGGUGCGGGAGGUCGCCUACGACAUCGAGGACUGCGUGGACAACGCCGGCUACCGCCUCAGCCGCGAGCCCCGGGGGACCGGCAAGCUGGCCUCCCUCAGGCGGGCUUGGUAUCUCCUCACUACGCUGUACGCACGACACUGCAUCGCCACCGAGAUCGGCAACCUCAAGGCUCGAGCGCAGCACGUCAGCGAGCGGCGCACUAGGUAUGGAGUUGAGAACCUGGCGCGAGAUAGCGCUUCAGAGAGAGAAAAUAGCCCCAUUGACCGCCCAGUGCCUCAUCCUCAGCUCAUCGGCACUGUGGCGCCUGUGGGCAUCGAGGGCGCCAAGGUGGAGCUCAAGCCAUGGUUCUUGGAGGUGAAGGAACAGAGUACCAAUGAUCAGCCUAAAUUCCUCGCCAUUGUCGGGUUUGGUGGCCUCGGCAAGACUACCCUUGCCAUGGCCUUGUACCGCGCAUUUGGAGACGAGUUUGAUUGCAGGGCAUCCGUUCUAGCAUCGCAGAAGUUCCAUCUCCAGAUGGUUCUGAGAAGCCUUAUUAAGCAGUUUCACAGCCAGCAGGCUGGUGCUUCCAAGAAUGACAUCGAAGGAAUCGAGGAAAUGGGACUCGAAGCGCUCAAAAACCAGCUCACCCGUCAGCUAGAAGAGAAGAGGUAUCUCAUCUUGAUAGAUGACAUAUGGUCUGUAUCAGCAUGGGAAAGCAUUAGAGAUUCUUUUCGAAAAAGCAAGAAGGGUAGUAGCAUAAUGGUGACUACUAGGUUCAAAUCUGUAGCCGAAGCCUGCCGCCGUCAACAAGGCGAUGUCUAUGAGCUCAAGCCACUCCAUGAUGAUAACUCCUACAAGCUGUUCCGCCAAAUCAUCUCAAGCGCUCCUACUGAUCCCACUAAUGGUACAAGAGCUCUUCUGAAGAAAUGUGGAGGUUUGCCUUUGGCCAUAAUUUUAGUAGCUGGGCUCGUGGCUAGUAAAUUGAGAUUAGAGUCAAACAAAAUCCGUGUAGAAGACCACCAUUUGAGUCAAGAGGACAAGGAUGUAGGUGGUAAGUUGAAGAAGAGUAAGGAUCAAGAAGGCAAGGAUUUCAGUGAGCGUUUGGACAAGGCUUUAGUAGUUGAAGAGUUGGAGAAGAAUAGCCCCCAAGAGGGCAAUGAUAUCAGUAAGAAGUUGGAGAACUUCUUGGACCAAGUGAGCAAUGAUUUAGGUGAAGAGUUGAAGAAAAAUCUCUCAACAGAAGGAGUCUCACACAUAGUGCACCACUGCUAUUACCAAUUGCCUGCUGAACUUAAGACUUGCAUGUUGUAUCUGAGCAUGUUUCCCAAGGGUUGUUUGAUCAGCAGGAAGCGUUUGAUCAGAAGAUGGAUUGCUGAAGGGUUCAUCGCUGAAAAGCAUGGGAAGAUGAUUGAGGAGAUUGCUGAGGAUUGCUUCAAUGAACUCAUUAGCAGGAACCUAACCCGGGCAGUCAACAGCAGCAGCAAUGGCAAGGUGAAGAGCUGCCAGGUCCACGACAUGGUCCUUGAGUACAUUGUCGUCAAGUCAAGCGAUGAGAAUUUCAUCACAGUGGUUGGUGGCCAUUGGCAUACACCAUUUCCAACCUACAAGGUGCGUCGACUAUCUGUCCAAAAGAGUGAUAGGCAGGAGAAGGAAACAAUAGAGAGGAUGAAGUUGUCACAUGUCCGGUCUUUAACAGCAUUGGGGAGUUUCAAAGCUAUUCAUUCUACUCUGUCCAAGUUCCAGAUACUGCAGGUGCUAGAUCUUGAAAGUUGUAAGGAUUUAUCACUGAUGAAUCAGCUUGAGAAAAUAUGUGAUAUGCAUCAGCUGAAGUACCUAAGCCUGCGAAAGACAGACAUUAAGAGAGUCCCAAAAGAGAUAGGUAGGCUGGAAUAUCUUCAGGUACUUGACAUAAGGGAUACAAAAAUCUCGCAGUUGCCUCCCUCAGUUGAGAAGCUACAGCAUAUGGUGCAUCUACUUGCUGGCAGCAAGAGCAAGAGGAUGGGGUUGACAUUAACUGAAGGGAUCACAAAGAUGAUGGCUCUACAAACACUAUCUGGGGUUGAGAUCCGUGGAAGCUCUGUUAAUGCAGCUAGGGUUGGAUCCACUAAUGAAGAAGCUAAGAAAUAUCCCCGAUACAAGGCGGCUAGUACAGGCUCGGCUAAGGGACUGCGUGCCUUGGAGAACCUCACGAACCUGAAGAAGCUCACUAUUUAUGGACUUAUAGACUUUACCAAGAAGGAUAACAUUCUACUAUUGUCUGCCAUUGAGCACCUGAGCAGCUGCUCCCUCAAGUUUCUUGCUAUCAAUGAUGAUUUCACUGAAUUUCUUGACAGCUCGCUCAGUACUUCACAAGCGCCCCCGGAACACUUGAAGACCCUCGGGCUCUCCGGUAAGUUGUCCCGAGUGCCCGACUGGAUCAGCCAUCUGCACAACCUUGAGAAGCUAAUUCUGUCCUUAACCUCACUCAAGGAAAGUACCUUGCCGGUCCUUGGGGGGCUGCCUGAGCUAUUCGCUGUCAUUUUUACACUGGAUAAUUCUGCAAAGAAGUAUUCAAAUGUUCUGCAAAUAUUGAGUAAAAAUGCUAUGGAGUCGGAAGGAAUGAUCUUUGUGCAACCUGGAGGAUUUAAGAGGCUUAAACUACUGCGCUUUGUGACACCUGUGCUGCCACCUCUGAGCUUUCUGGAAGAAGCAAUGCCAAAGCUUGAGAGUCUUGAGCUGAAGUUCAUAAUGGCGGAGGGCAUCUUCGGCCUGGAAAACCUUGCAAGUCUCGGACAGGUGCUCCUGACGGUCAGCAAUCAAGCGUCUGAAGUUGCAAAGGUGAAGGUGUCUCAGAUCAAGGCAUUAGCAAGCAUGAAUCCGAAGCAACCCAGCGUGGUCGUCAACGAGUACAACGACUUAUAAGAGAAUUAGACACAUUUUCAAGGUGAUGUGAGCACGUCAUAGCUGCAUUGUCCACUUCGGCGCAUCUUCCCGAGGCGAUGCAUCUCUCAUUUCAUAAGCUUUUUGUUGGAUGCAAUAUCAUGUGUUCAUUGUAACCUGUUCAUUCUUUAUCAUUCCCAAGUGUGAAAUUGUUGUAUCAAGUUUACUUAUUCCAGUAAAAUAUAUAUGUUGCAUGUUCUGAUGUUCAUGAAAAAUGUGUUUAAUCUGUAAUGAACUUACUCCAGUAUGUUUAUAAAUUUCUGAA
Panicum hallii is the source of this 3484-nucleotide messenger RNA. Its product is annotated as disease resistance protein RPP13-like. The coding region runs from base 112 to 3201 and encodes 1029 amino acids. The transcript has 3 exons. Lineage: Eukaryota; Viridiplantae; Streptophyta; Magnoliopsida; Poales; Poaceae. Gene Ontology annotation, biological process: defense response to other organism. The record is from RefSeq and is a predicted model, not a curated record. Gene Ontology annotation, molecular function: ADP binding.